Symbiodinium sp. CCMP2592 is the source of this 1278-nucleotide messenger RNA. NCBI's taxonomy places the organism in Eukaryota, Dinophyceae, Suessiales, Symbiodiniaceae. The record is from the annotation of a GenBank genome assembly.
AUGGAGCAGCUGGAUGAAGCGCCCUGUGAGGCAGGACGCCUGCGCUUUUGGGUGACCCUGCUCAGUGGCGAGAAGGCCUGCGUUGUCGCCCAAAGCAGCGACACGCUUCGCCAACUCCGAGAUGUGGCACAGCGAGCACUCGGGAGGCCUUUGCUGGGCUUUGCUCCUUCCGACUCCCCUGGCGAGGUGCCUUUGCCAUUGGAUGCCACGAUUGCGGAGCUGAAUCUUCCCCAGGACUCGGUGCUUUCAGCCCUGGUGGGCCGCUUGCGUGUGCAGAGCACACGAUUUGCUUUUGCGGCUUGCCAGGGCGAUGGCUCGGUGGUGUCAUGGGGUUCGCCCUUCGCUGGUGGAGACACCAGCGAGGUCGAGCAUGAGCUGAUGGACGUCCAGGAGGUCGCUGCCAAUUUAAUGGCAUUUGCUGCAAUUCGUGUCGAUGGCUCUGUCGUGGUGUGGGGCCAUCAGUCCUGCGGGGGUCAGAUAGACGAGAGCUUGCAAGCCAAGCUGAGUGAGAAUGGCGGCGUCCGACGAAUCGUGACCACAGACCGAGCGUUUGCGGCAUUGAAGCGCGACGGCAGCGUGGUGAGCUGGGGCUGCAUGUAUCCAAGUGCACAAACCCCGGACCUUGGAACACGGCGAAUUAGCAGCAUCUACGCAACCCGCGCCGCCUUCGCAGCAGUUGAUGCAGGCGGCGGUGUAGUUACGUGGGGCCACGCAGCUUGCGGUGGCGAUUGCACAGCCGUGGCACAGCACCUGCAGGAAGGCGUGACGCGAGUGUAUUCGACCGACAAUGCUUUCGCAGCGCUACGACGAGAUGGCGCCGUCGUGACUUGGGGAUCUCAGACCGCCGGUGGCAAUUCAGAUGCGGUGCAUGACCUGCUUCAACAAGGAGUGCAGAAGGUCGUCGCCACAGAAGCUGCCUUCGCCGCGCUAUGUGCCGAUCGAAGCGUGGUAGCCUGGGGCGACCACCUUGCUGGUGGAACUCUGGAGGCGCCGCUGCAGGAUGUUGCUGACCUUUGUUCAUCGCGCAGUGCUUUUGCUGCACUGCAGAUGGAUGGCACCGUCCGGCCCAUCACGAGACUAAGUAGAUUCCAGAUUGUGGACACCAUCGAUGUACCCAUUGAGCGUCCGUCUCUCCUGUCUUUCCCUCUCUCUCUCUCUGUCUCUCUCUCUGUCUCUCUGUGUCAGUCCCUCUUUCGUUCUCUCUCAUUCGCUCUUUCACUCUGGCUCACUCCCUCUUUCUCUCUGUCUCUCUCUUUCCGUCUCUCUAUAGAUACAUAG